This is a messenger RNA of Talaromyces marneffei, 1956 nucleotides long. RefSeq lists its product as uncharacterized. The record is from RefSeq and is a predicted model, not a curated record. Gene Ontology annotation, molecular function: serine-type endopeptidase activity; tripeptidyl-peptidase activity. Gene Ontology annotation, biological process: proteolysis. The coding region runs from base 1 to 1956 and encodes 651 amino acids. The transcript has 5 exons. Lineage: Eukaryota; Fungi; Ascomycota; Eurotiomycetes; Eurotiales; Trichocomaceae.
AUGAAGUCUUCUGUUAUUUUGUUGUCAUUAGCUGCGGCAACCGCUUUGGCUGCUCCGGCUCCAAGCAGAAACCAUGUUGUUCAUGAACGGCGCAAUGCGUUGCCCGCAUCUUGGGUUGAGCCUCGCCGUGUCGAUAGCCAAACUGCGUUGCCUGUGAGAAUAGGAUUGACCCAAUCCAACUCGGAUGUAGGACAUGAUCUUCUCAUGGACGUCUCAAAUCCUAACUCGCCCAACUAUCGCAAAUAUAUGACCGUCCACGAAGUCAAUGAUUUCUUUGCUCCUUCAGAGAAAGCUGUCUCGGCCGUUCGAACCUGGUUGGCGAAUGCCGGAAUUGCUUCUGACCGAGUCAGCCUAUCUGCCAACAAACAGUGGCUUCAGUUCGACGGACAUGCCGACGAGGUCGAACGUUUGCUAGGAACAGAGUACUACAUCUAUACCCAUGAGGACAGCGGUAGAACACAUUUGGGAUGCGAAGAAUAUCACGUCCCCAAACACCUCAGUGAGCACAUUGAUUACAUUACUCCCGGUGUCAAAACCCUUGAAGUUCGCGACACCCGCCCAGCUGCACUCGAGAAGCGCAUUUUUGGACUCAAGAAUUCGCAACCACCUCUGUUGAAAGACAUCCCAGCAGCCAUUGAGGAUAUUCUUGAUACCCUUGUGACAAGCGCGGCAGCCACCAGCUGUGACACGACCAUCACCCCGGACUGCAUCAGGACCAUGUAUAACAUCACUGAGGGUACCACCGCUACUAAGGGAAAUGAGCUUGGAAUCUUUGAAGAUCUUGGUGACUACUAUGCUCAGGAAGAUUUGGACCUUUUCUUUACCAAAGUUUACCCCAAAAUUCCCAAAGGAACUUCCCCAACCCUCAAAGGAAUCGACGGUGCCACAGCUCCUGCCCCAGUGAAUAGCGCCGGCGCAGAAUCCGACCUUGACUUCCAAAUUGCCUACCCGAUCAUCUGGCCACAAAACACCGUCCUUUUCCAAACCGACGACGCCCACUAUGAGGCCAACUACACCUUUGAAGGCUUUUUGAACAACUUCCUUGACGCUAUUGACGGUUCCUACUGCACGUUCUCUGACUAUGGUAUCUCCGGCAACACCGUCGACGAUCCACCAUACCCUGACCCAGCAGCAAAUGGAUACAAGGGUAGCCUGCAGUGUGGCGUCUACAAACCAACCAACGUGGUUUCUAUCUCCUACGGCGGUGACGAGAUCAGCCUGUCAGCCAACUACCAGAAGCGCCAAUGUGACGAAUUCAAGAAGCUCGGAUUGCAAGGUGUCUCCGUGGUUGUUGCCUCGGGAGAUUCUGGUGUCGCAGGUGCCCAAGGAUGUCAAGGUAAAAGCGGAUCCGUCUUCAACCCUGACUUCCCUGCCGGAUGCCCCUACAUCACGACUGUCGGUGCCACGUACCUUCCCAAGGGCGCUAGUGCUAGUGGAGGUAAAGAAGUAGCUGUGUCUCGAUUCGCAUCCGGUGGUGGAUUCAGCAACAUCUACCCUCGACCAGCCUACCAAGCCGACGCAGUCAACACAUACCUGACAAAGCACACCCCAUCAUACAAGUCCUACAAUACCACCGACAACGCUAACAUUGGUGCCAACGGCGGUCUCUACAACGCUGCUGGCCGAGGUUACCCCGAUGUGGCUGCAGUUGGUGACAAUGUCCUUAUCUACAACGCCGGAAAGGCAUCUUUGAUCGGAGGAACUUCAGCAUCAGCACCAGUGUUUGCAGCUAUUUUGACACGUAUCAAUGAGGAGUUGUUGGCUAAGAAGGGUACCACCGUUGGCUUCGUGAACCCUACGCUCUAUGCUCACCCGGAGGUUUUCCAUGAUAUUACCAGUGGCAGCAACCCAGGCUGUGGUACAAAUGGAUUUAAGACGGCAGCUGGUUGGGAUCCUGUGACCGGAUUGGGAACUCCCAACUAUCCUGCUUUGUUGGCUCUUUUCUUGGGCCAGUAG